AUGACAGAGAGCAACAAGAUGAUUAUCAACUUGGCACUCUUUGGCAGGACUCAGAGUGGGAAAAGUUCUGCUGGGAACAUUCUGCUGGGCAGUACUGACUUCCACAGUAGGUUUGCUCCAUGUUCCGUAACCAAAGCUUGCAGCUUGGGCCGCAGUUGUCACCUCCACAGCUUCAUACGUCGAGGCGGGCAAGAGAUAACCCUGCAGGUCCAAGUGUUGGACACUCCAGGUUAUCCACACAGCAAGCUGAGCAUGAGUCAUGUCAAACAAGAAGUCAAGAAGGCACUGGCACAUCACUUCGGGCAUGAGGGUCUCCACCUUGCACUGCUGAUCCAGAGAGCAGACGUGCCUUUCUUUGAACAGGAAGCGUCUUACCCAAUCCAAUUGAUCCAGGAACUUCUGGGAGAUACUUGGAAGAAUUACACUGCUAUUCUUUUCACCCAUGCAGAAAAAAUAGAAGAAGCUGGGUUCGGCGAAAAUGAAUAUUUACAUGGCCUCUCUGAUACACUGUUAACUCUACUAAGUUCUAUUCAGCACAGAUAUGUUUUCCAGUAUAAAAAAGGAAAUUCAUUUAAUGAACAAAGAAGAAAAAUCUUAGGAAGAAUUGUGGAAUUUAUAAAAGAGAAUCAUUACCAAGGUCUUACCUUUAAAUAA
Sciurus carolinensis (gray squirrel) is the source of this 654-nucleotide messenger RNA. RefSeq names its product GIMAP family P-loop NTPase domain containing 1 (gene Gimd1). The transcript has 2 exons. Gene Ontology annotation, molecular function: GTP binding. The coding region runs from base 1 to 654 and encodes 217 amino acids. NCBI's taxonomy places the organism in Eukaryota, Metazoa, Chordata, Mammalia, Rodentia, Sciuridae. The record is from RefSeq and is a predicted model, not a curated record.